This is a messenger RNA of Penicillium vulpinum, 705 nucleotides long. RefSeq lists its product as uncharacterized. The record is from RefSeq and is a predicted model, not a curated record. The coding region runs from base 1 to 705 and encodes 234 amino acids. The transcript has 5 exons. NCBI's taxonomy places the organism in Eukaryota, Fungi, Ascomycota, Eurotiomycetes, Eurotiales, Aspergillaceae.
AUGGAUGAUAUGGAUGGUGUCCAACGUCCUGCUAUCAACAUAUGGACAUUCUUCGCUCUAGCUGCGCUGGAUGUCGCAGUGAACGCGGCCGCCGGUCCAGCUGCAGUAGCGACCGCGGCGCAUGUCAAUGGGAGUCCACUGACAGCGAGAGCAAUGCAAAUCGGCGCGCUCGCUGGAGUCACUAAAUCAGGGGUAUUGGCAUUCGUCGAAUUCGCGGGAUACGCGGGCUUACCAACCCCCGCGUGGAUAUUGUUGGCAUUGGUGGCAAGUGGAUUUGGAAUAUGUGUCUUGGUCACGGCGGAGGUUAGUAAUUUGGUUCUUGGAGAAACACCAAGCGCGUUACUUAUUGCGGCGGUUGUCGCUGCUAUUCCCCUUGCAGGAGAAUCUAUUGGUAUAUAUCAAUCGGCUGGGGGACUAUACGGUGGCAAACCUCAGACACAACUAGGUAUUAUGGGGUUCGAUGCCUUGGGGGGAUACGUGUUUGCUCGCAUGGCACAUAAUGGAGGCUACGAUAUCUGCCCUUACAACGUUGCAGCAGCAGCUGGGGCUGUAUACGGUGUCAUCACUGGUUUCUUCCAUGUAAUCCUUGGGUGUAUGGCCGGGUUUACCGUUUAUGAAAGCACAAAUGGAAAUUAUCAAAUGCGGAAUGUCUUCGGGACUUCGCAAGGGUAUAAUCCCAAUUGGAAUCGGGGUUUCGGGCCUUGA